Xiphophorus couchianus (Monterrey platyfish) is the source of this 3754-nucleotide messenger RNA. RefSeq names its product oxysterol binding protein-like 10a (gene osbpl10a). Gene Ontology annotation, molecular function: cholesterol binding. Lineage: Eukaryota; Metazoa; Chordata; Actinopteri; Cyprinodontiformes; Poeciliidae. Gene Ontology annotation, cellular component: cytosol; membrane. The transcript is spliced from 13 exons. The record is from RefSeq and is a predicted model, not a curated record. The coding region runs from base 340 to 2694 and encodes 784 amino acids.
AGUGUGGAGUGGGAGUGUCUGCGCGCUGCUCUCCUUUCCCAGCAGGAAAAACGCUGGAGCCGAAACACUUUGGCACAGCGCACAUUGCUGCAGAGGCGAGAGCAACGGCUUCAACACACCGAGGAUUAUGUCAGCUUCCCGUCGCAUCGAGGGACGCUCCGACCAGCUGAUGAACAUCCACUGCCUCUGCUUCGGCUCAGCGGACACUCGUCGCUCUGUUUGCCACAUGCUCUGCUGAAAUCCCUCCACUACAGGCUGCUGCGUCGGCUCCAUCCCCAACCUCCCUCUUCUCCUCUUCCUCCUCCCCUCCGCCAGCUUUCUGUAGUCCCGAAAGCCAGGAUGGAAAAGACGCUCUGCAGUCCCGGGACCAACAGAGCCAACUCCUCGUCGUCGCCCAGGAAGCCCGCUAGUCGGAGCGGCUCGCACAGCCCCGGUUCCGGUUCUCUGGGAGGCUCGGCUGGAGCUGGAGGCGGCCGGGGGACGGUGCAGGGCAGCGGCGUGAGUCUGCAGCAGCAGGAGCUGCAUGCGCGCAGGAGGCAGCUGGAAGGAGUGCUGAGCAAAUACACCAACCUGAUCCAAGGCUGGCAGAACAGGUACUUUGUGUUGGAUCCCGAGCUCGGCCAGCUGCAGUACUUCAUCAACGAGCAGGGGAAAAUCCAGAAGCCUCGAGGGUCGCUGCCCCUCAUCGGUGCCUCGGUAACCACGAGCGACGAGGCGCCCUACAUGUUCAUCGUUCACUCCGUCAACGGGGAGCUUUACAAACUUAAAGCGUCUGACACUAAGGAGCAGCAGUUUUGGAUCAAUCAGCUCCAAGCUUGUGCCAGACGCCACUCUGACAGCAGCGCCAAGGUGAGGAAGCUGAAGAGCUCAGAUGAACACCUGAGUGUUGACCGAGCAGGAGGGGGACAAGAUGGCUCCUCAUCAUCUGGUCGGACACGUAGCUUCUCCCUCCUCCCACACCUAACUCCAUCUUCAUCCCCGAGCUCCCAGAGGCACCAGGGCCACUCGGCCGCGCCCAGCAACAUCGUCACCAUCACCCACCACAAGUCCCCAGCUGCAGCUCGCCGGUCCAGGAGUCAGUAUCCAGGACAGCUGCUGGAGGUCAAGGAGGUGAUGUCCCAAGCGGAGGGCCAACAGAAGAACCUUGUCCACUCCAUUGACUCUCUGCCCACCAAAGGCCCGCUCUCCUGUUUGGACCAGGACCUGCUGCUGCUCAAAGCCACGUCGGCUGCCACGCUCAGCUGCCUGGGAGAGUGCCUGAACAUCCUGCAGCAGACUCAGAGCCACAGCAGCCAAGCGCCGCCUCAGUCCCACGCCUCCCAGCGUAACCGGGGAACCCCCUCUGAUGGUGUUCCUGUGUGGACUGUACCAAAGUCUCCCUCAGGCGAGCAGCUGAAGAACGGAGGUCUGACUCCUCUGCAAUCAGCCGAGCGCUCCCCGGCCCUCAGGAAAAGGAGUCUGUCCCCUGGUGCUGAGCACCACCCCGGGCUGGAGGACAUCAGUCCCAGUGAGGAGGUGACGGACACGGAGGACAACGAUGAGGAGGACCUGGGCGUCCUGGACGACCAGCGGAGCGUCAUCCUUCACCUGCUGUCCCAACUCAAACUGGGGAUGGACCUCACGCGGGUGGUGCUGCCCACGUUCAUCUUGGAAAAGCGAUCCCUGCUGGAGAUGUACGCCAACUUCAUGGCCCACCCCGACAUGUUCCUGUCCAUCACAGCCGGGGCCACCGCCGAGGACAGAAUCGUGCGCUUCGUGGAGUAUUACCUGACCGCGUUUCACGAGGGACGGAAAGGCGCGGUGGCCAAGAAGCCCUACAACCCGGUGCUGGGGGAGACGUUCCGCUGUUCCUGGGAAGUUCCUCGGGACAAAGUCAAACCUUUGGUCAGAUCAAACCAAGGGCCGGCUUGGGAACCCGGCAGAGGAUCCAACAACUCGCAGCAAGGGGAAGAUUCGCCCGAAGGCUCUUACAGAGUCCGGUUCGUCGCAGAGCAGGUGUCCCAUCAUCCUCCUGUUUCUGGGUUUUACUGCGAGUGCCGGGAGCGGCAGAUGUGCGUCAACGCUCACGUGUGGACCAAGAGCAAGUUCAUGGGCAUGUCUGUGGGCGUGUCCAUGGUGGGAGAAGGAGUCCUGUGUCUCCUGGAGCAUGACGAGGAGUACGUCUUCACUCUGCCCUGCGCCUACGCCCGCUCCAUCCUCACCGUCCCCUGGGUGGAGCUGGGGGGAAAAGUCUCCAUCAACUGCAUCAAGAGCGGCUACUCGGCCACGGUGACCUUUCACACAAAGCCUUUCUAUGGAGGGAAGGUGCACAGGGUGACAGCGGAGGUGAAACACAACCCGACCAACACCAUCGUGUGCAAAGCACAGGGCGAGUGGAACGGCACGCUGGAGUUCACCUACAGCAGCGGGGAAACCAAAGUGAUCGACACGUGCAAACUUCCUGUCAUCAGGAAGAAGCUGCGACCCGUAGAGAGGCAGGGCAAGAUGGAGUCCAGGCGGCUGUGGCAACAUGUCACCAAGUCUCUGAAGGAAGGAAACAUGGAAGAAGCCACGGAGCACAAACACAGGCUGGAGGAGAGUCAGCGGGUGGAGGAGAGGAAGAGAGCAGCGGAUAACAAACCCUGGAAACCAAAAUACUUCACUAAGGAGGGAGACGGUUGGAUCUACAACAACCCGCUGUGGAAGUCGACCUGACAGCGGAACGACGCGCCUCCUGCGGUUAAAAACCCCGUCCUCCAAGCUGAGGCCUGGUCGCAAAGCGAAGCGGCGGCGUCCUCCACGGACCUUCAGAUUCACAGACGGUGGAGACAAACAUGAAGCAAGCGAGGUGCCAAAGGGAUUUCCUCAGUUGGAACCAACAGAGCAAGCCUUUGGACCCCCGGGACUGAAGAACACUUUUAUAGUCUUACUGGUUACAGUAGAAUAUUUCUAUUUUUCACUUUGCUAAGGCCUUUUCUUUCCCACAGUGACGACAUUUAGCACUUGUAUUAGCUUGACUGGUCAUCAGUGUUGAAGCUUUAGACCCGAUCAAGUCUUCUGUAACACACCACAAUGUAGCUGUAAUUGAGUUUGUUAAUGAAGCACUUUUACCAGAGGAAAAUUAACUAUUUUGUACGUCACAGUGGCUCUUACCUCUCUGAGCUUUACAGAAAUCUAACCCUAUUGAAAGAAGAGAUUUAAACUGAAAUGUACAACGUUAUAUCAUAGUCUAUAUUAUUACACAGUGUUUUUGUCUGCACUCUGAAUGUAUCUGGCCACAUUUUAAUAUAUACACCGUAAUUGUAUUGACCGAUUCAACAUGGACACCCGUUUUUUCCCCCCUAAAUCUUCAUUUAGCAACGACUCACUCAGUGGAUGAAAAUCAGCUGUCAAACAGAAUAUUUCCAUUACUACCUCAUGUUUUUGCUACAAACUUGUUUCCUGGUUCGUUUGUGGCUCAAAGCUCCUGGGUCCACUGCGUCUGUUUUGUAUCUGUAACCCCAAGAUGACGCUGGUGUAAUUAGGCAGCAGCCCCUCAAACGCCCAGCCUGCUCCAGUUUAUGCUUCUCCUUAGGUUGUGCGUGUUAAUAUGGAUGAGGCAGUUUGCAGAAACUCUGGAGGGGGUUCGCUGGAAGGCUGCCUCUGAAGAUGAGAGGAUCGACUCCAUCAACCACAGGGGAGAGGAGGAUAUGUACUGGUUAAUACUACUCUAAGGAGACAAACCAUGUGGCCAACUUCCAGAUUUUAUAAAAUAAAACUAAGGAUUUAAACACUC